AUGCUUACCACUAUUGCAGAGCUCGAGAAAGUGAAACUGAAAGAAGAAGUAAACACAGCCAUUAGGUUUUCCACCCAAACUGAUGGAUCUGUAGACACCAUGCAGCGUGACAAUAAGUUUCUAUUUCUAAAAUACAACUCUCCUGAUGACCCAUUAGAAAUUAAGACAAGGUUUGUUGGUGUAACUGAUUCGGAUUUAAAACGAGCUGCUGGCUUAGAAGAUUGUGUUCUUACAGGUUUAAAAACAAUUGAAGUAGACAAACUUGUAAUGAAAAAAAAAUUUGCUGGUGUUACUACAGAUGGCGAAUCUGCUAAUACAGGAUCUAAAUCUGGCUUGUGGAAGAGAUUAGAAGAUCAUGUGGAGCGAAAACUGAUGAACUUUUGGUGUGCUUGCCAUCGUUCUGACCUUGCAAUGGAAGAUAUGGAAGAAAGUGUUCCUGAGUUAAAAGUUUGGAAGGCAAAUCUACUUUCCAUCCCAGAAUACUACCACAAGUCUGCCGUCAGGACGAAAGAACUGAAAAAAGUUCUUCCUACCAUGAAGGCUUUCCCCACUUAUACCACAAUGUGCGGUUUUCCCAGCAUUUAAACAAUGUCUGUAUUGCUGUCCUUCAUAAUCAAAUUGGAUGCCUACAGCACUGGGCUAAUAUUUCAAAAAGUAGUGAUUUUGAUACACGGGAAAGAAAACGUGCUGUUGGCUUCAUUAAGCUGUGGAAAAAGGAUGGAAUACAGUCAUAUAUCACUUCCAUUGUGUCUGAUGUAUGCUCCGUGUUUCAGAUCUUGCAGAAGCAAUUCCAGAAAGUUUGCAUUGUUCUUCCUGACAUUAUGAAGCACAGAGAUAUAGCACUCCUGAAGCUCAGAUCUAUGCUAGGUACACCAUAUGCUGGUGGUUCUGAAGAAACGUGGGUAAAAGAAAAUGGUCCCUUAGAUGCUGAUCGAUCUGGACAAUCUGCUGAAUCAUCGAGGCAAGCAAAGAGAAUGCACACCUUAGUUGAUGGUUAUCACCGGGGACGACCAUUUACUACCAUACGAAAUGAGAUCAUUAAUGCAGCCAUCAACUUCCUUGAGCAAAGAUUGGACAAUGAGCAGGAAGGUAUAAUGAAAAACAUUGUUGACAUCUGUGGUGCAAAAUCAAUAAAUGAGUUUCUUGUUGCCUCAAGACCACUACUCGAAUGCGCAGGUAUAGUUGGUGAUGAUGUGAAGGAAUUUACUGACACUGUUUUCGAGAUACUUGACGAUCUGAAACCUAAUUCACACGUUUUGGAAAAAGAUUACACAGUCAGGGAUAUUAUAUAUGCUAAGGUAAGCUGUGUUGCUAAAAACCAAAGUAACUUUUGAUAAUUGAGAUAUAUAAUAUUUUUUUAUUUAUUUUUGUAUUUUCAGACAUAGCACUGGCUUAGUAAGAGAUCUGCUGUCUGCAAUAGUGGUGAUUUCACCUGAUAGCAUGACAGUUGAAAGAAGUGUUUCAACAUAUAAUAUUCUGUACUCGAAGCUGAGGACAACAACAAACCAGAAAACGUUAAAUGAUAGAAUGAUCAUAGCCUGGAACGGUGUCCCAACCGCUUCAUAUGACCCAAGGCCAGCCGUUGUAUCCUUUUUCAACAAGAAAGAAAGACGUAAUGCAAGGCCAUGUCUUGACACAUAUAAACAAAGAGAUUUUAUUGCAAACUUUUUUCUUGAAAAUUUCAAGUUAUUAAAGGUGUUGUCAAGUCCGUAAUGUAAACAAACGCUUUGUUUACAUUUCGAACUGCUAUAUUUGUAAAAUAUGAUAUACUAACUGAAUAUAUAACACUGUUCUGGUUUACUGUAUGCUCGUCAAUGAAUAUAAACCAGAGUUUCAAUUCAGAAAAAGUUCAAAAGAUGCGAAAUCAUCUGUGGGUCCCCCUUUGUUAUGAGCAGAACCGAUGCGCAGAAUGGACUUGACAGCAUCUUUAAGAGUUAUAGCUGUACGAUUAUAGCUACAAAGAGUUGAAGUUUUUGUUUAUAUUAUUAAAGUAAAAUAUAGCUCAAGUUAAUAAAUUAAAGUUUUACAAUAUAUCUUUUCACAUUCGCUCGUUCCCCAACCUCGACGGCUCAUAUUUUUCGUUCUGCCUUUUUUUCCUAUUUUGCCCCCCCCCCCCAGUGAAAAUUCCUUAAAAAAGGUACUGAACGAUAAUAUUAUUUAAAUUAAUAGCCCCCCUGCUUGUAUAUCAGAGCCGCCCAGCGACAUACUGCAAAUAACUUACUGUAUAAUUAACACUUCGUUCUAUGAUUGAUCGGGAACACACAGAAUGUAGAAUGCAAGUUUCUUUUUGACAUUUUCCAUCGUGAUUUCUUGUUCAGGUAAUUGUUCAUGAAGUAGUUUAGUUUUAUAAUUAUACUACAAACGUUACGUAUGUAGAUUGUGAAGCAUGCUUUGUUUGAGCUAGUAUUAAAAUGCGAUACAGUUAUUGUUAGAAACCAUGUCUCCUAUAAUUUUUAAAGUGCGGUACACUCCAAAUGCGGAGUAGAUAUCUUUCCUCGUACUCGAAGUACACUAGUUUUCAAAAACGAAUUGCACCUGUAGAAUUACACUCACUUGAAUAACAUUAUAAGUACAGUUUUGUACGUGAGGAUUCAAUUCGUCGAUUUAGAUGCGAGUGGGGGCUGCUACCACCGACUAAGCGACACAAUAUAAUACAAUAAAGAACUUCAUAAUUUACGAAAAGAAUUUGAACAAAACUAAAUAAUUUUACAACUAAGUGAAAAAAAACCAGUCAGACAGAGUCUGCUGUACAAGUCGAAAAUCCACCUUUCUCUUCCGAGUUGACAAUUAAGUGUUAUAUCUACUGUGUAUAUAACUUGACUGGUUUGCUAUGCUUCCCCGCUUUUCUUGACAAACUACUACAGAUCAUAUACUUUCUCAAAUCCUUUUUUCUCUUCUUCAUAGCAGAAUUGCUUCACAUAUAGGUUACUCGAUAGCCUUCACAAUGAUCGAUAUAGAGAUUGCCUUUUCCUUGUAAACAGGCUGCCACAGCGCUUUGCAUUGAACAAACGUAAUAAUCUACGAUUUAUAUAUACACACUCCGGCCAAUUUAAACUUAACGCUUUUGGGUAUUUUAGGGCAAGGAAUCUCAACUUACAUUAAAUUGAGUUUGGUGUUCUAACAUUCUAUAGAUGGCGCAUCUGGGUUUUAUUAUAUGCAUUCUUUACAGAAUUGAUACGUUAUUUGGAUUCAUGUGCUUAUUUCUAUACGUACUUGCAUUGUUUCUGGCAUUGUGACAAGUGUUAAAGUACCGUAUUAAUUAACAAAAUAGGUUCAUGAGAGGAAUCAUGAUCUGAGAACAAGUCGAAAAUUUUUUGAACAUUAUUUGUCGUAGGAUUAAUUAAAAAUUUUAUACAAAUUUAAAUUAAUGACGACACAAAAGUGGUUUCACAUGAACACAGUGCUAGAGUUUGUAACGAUCAACAAAUAAUAGACACCUUAAGAUUGACGUUUACGGCAAACGUCAAACCGCUAACAAAUGUUUGAUUUUACAACUCUAUUAUAACAGCUUACCAGGUUUGAAAUAUAUUAAACAACUAUUAAACUUGUGGUAUUUAGCAAUGAGUUAAGAAAGCAAAUUAAACACUAGUCACGUAUUCACCAAAGCAGUAUAAAAUUAAGAUUUGGCGUUUGAAGUUUACGUUUGGCGUAUAAUUUUUUGCUUUAACGACCACAAGCCCUCGUAGCAGUUCAAGUAUGAAAUUUAUACGCCAAACGUAAACUUCAAACGCCAAAUCUUAAUUUACUGCUUUGGUCAAUUCGUGACUGGUGGUUAAUUUGCUUUCUUAAAUCAUUGCUAAAUACCACAAGUUUAAUAAUUGUUUGGUAUAUUUCAAAACUGGUUUAAAAGCUGUUAUAAUAGAGUUGUAAAAUCAAAAAUUUUGUUAGCGGUUUGACGUUUGCCGUACACGUCAAUCUUAAGGUGUCUGUACUGAACGAAACAAUCGUCAAAACUACAGUUCCCUAUUGGCUGAUAACACUCAAUCCGCUCUCAGCCGUAUAAUAGCAAGCUCUUAUUGGAUAAACGUUUGGCAUAAUAUAUUCGCACGAAAGUUGGCAGUGUGUUGGUGAUUUACAUACGAUUGCUUACGUACGGGACGUAAACGCGAAACUUGCAUACAUGAGAUGUUAUAACUCGAGACGUCUCACUCAUUCCCUGAAAAACUGGCACGCUUGAUGCAUACCAUUCUUUACCUAGUAAACUAAAACUCAGAAUAUCCGCAGAAUAUUAACUGAUACAACUUUGGAAGUCGACCUGGCCGGAGCCUCUGGCAACCAAGGUAGGCCGCUGUUUGUACACGAAAAUUUAGUUCACUUUCAAUGGAUUUCAAUGGAGUCCAUGCCAUAUCAUAUCAUAUUAUGCUGUACUGUUAUAUAAAUUUGCAUGAAAGUAAACACAAUUCCCAAAGGGCAAAAUUGCAACAGAUGUCUAUACUAUAGACUUGUCAUUGCGCUACUCAAUACAGUAUGUUUCGUAAAUAUUUCGAUUCCCAAAGCCAAAGGCAAACAUAUUUGUGAACAGUCAGUUUAACUCAUGAAUCAAUCAUGACAUUACGAGAUUUAUAGCGAGGACAUGUACAUAUCAACAAUAUUUCAGCAUUGAAGCAUGUAUAUAAACACGGCGAGCCAAAAAUUUUUAUUUAAAAUCUAUAGAAGAAAAUGGUCGCUAGAACUUUUUUACGGCCAGUCUGAACGACUAAUUAAUGUAUUCUCUUGUGACCCUUAGUGUUUGGAGAAGUUUUAAGAUUCAAAUAUUUUCUGUGCAAAUGCCAAAUAGUUGGACAUAGACUAUGUCUUCACGAGAAUGAAAAUUUUGUAUAUGCAAACAUAUUUUUGCACGAUGCAAUAGUACGUUAGGCAAUCUCUAGACUCUAUAGUGAUCUACACGACUACACAUGUCUACAUAGCUUCAAAUCGGAAUCGUGAUUAACUGACAACAUGAUAAAGUCUUUAGAAUUCGCACAUUUUACAAACAACAUGCAUAUCUAUGGUCUCAUUUACACAUAUUGCAUGUGGAGCCAAUCAGAAUUCAAUUUCUUACGUUUGCAAAUUUAACAUAACUGAAUAUACGUUCGUUUACGUGCUUCGGUGAAUGUUGACUAAUAACCCUGUUAAUACGACCACCGUUCGGCUAAAAGAUUUUUGUCAUAUUAACGGGGUGGUCGUCGGAUCAAAUUACGGCACAGACGUUUUUUAACAUCUGUGCCGUAAAUGGUUUUUAACAUCUUUGAAAAGUCAAGUUUAUACCUUUCAAUUGUUUGACUAUGGUAUAUUAAAAUGGCAUACUUCGAAACCCGGACUCGGACCCGGACUCGGACUCGAAGAAAAUCUGGACUCGAGAAAAACCCGGACCCGGACUCGAAGAAACUCCGGACUCGUGUUUAACAAAACCCGGACUUGACUUCUGAAAACCCGGACUCGAAAUAGACAAAACCGGAUUCAAAACAAGGACUCUGUGCACGAGAAUGCAAAGGUUUUAUCGGUAAUAACUCGCGGAUAAAUGGAUUUGUGCUCUUGCGCGGGUGCCCCUUUCUCUUCUCGCUUUUGUAUAUAAUAAAAUACUUUAUUUCAAAAGCAAUAAGCUUUGGUUUCGAAAGAUAUAGAUAUUUUUUCUUCUAGUGACUCAGUGUUAUGCGUUAUCUGAGGAUGCUAAUCAGUUAUCAUACUAUAUGGUUCCUCACAAAACAAUCACUAUAUAGCCUACCUAAACAAAUCAUUUAACCUUAUACAUACUUGCUUACUAAUUACUUAAUUUAAAAAUUUAUUUAACCACGCUGACCAUACACAACAUAUUUGUAAAAUACAUACUCCUGCGAGUAGCUAAAUCUACCCUAGACAUAAAUUAAUAACUGAAAUCUGACUCAGCAUAGCAAACUCAACGUGAUCGAUGGCGGCAAGGGUAAAAUAUAUCCUCAACAUAUUCGACUUCACUAUCGGCAAAAUGACACGAAAAAUAACUAGACUUCAACCAAUCAAAAGUAUAACUUCAACCAAUCGAAAAGAACGCCGGAAAAGUACAUCUCAUGUUGAAGGCAAUGAAGGUAUCGCCGCAACCGCGCCUAAAUACCGACUGUGAAGUAAUUCGAGCGUUGUUGUGCGGAUGGACAUAAAUUUGAUAUUAUAACAUGCUCUCAAAUUAAUUAAGAGUUGGACAAGACGCUACUGGAAACACGUUUAUUUUCUCUAUUUCGUUAAUAUAAAGUCCAUAAACACGAAUUGAACACUCGCAAUUAUUCUUUAUCCGAAAGUAGUAGAAAACACAUCACAAUUAGCCUGCGAACAGGCUCUCAAGCUGAAUUGAGAGCCUGCAUCGAUGACUAAUGAAUUUGAAUAUCUGCCCCGUAACGUUCGUUUUUCCAAAUAUGGAAUGUCUAUCCUUAUAUGGUGUUGUUUACAACUUUGGUGCAAACUAAAUUUAGACCGUACAGUUUAUACUGUUUUUCGAAAUAUAAGAUAUUCAAGCAAUAGUUCAAAUGUUUUAAAUACUGUUUUCUCAAAACAGAACAUUUCGUGCUUUGAGAUAAGAUGGCCAAGACCAAUCUGAUCAGUUAAUGUGUUUUUUAUGCAUGGUGCUUCAGCAGUUGACAUAUAUAGAGCUCAGCGGAAACAUAUAAAUUAUAGCAUCUGACCAAUGAGAAUUUCGCGUCACGAUUUGAGACGCAGAUAUUCAAAUUCAUUAGUCAUCGAUGCAGGCUCUCAAUUCAGCAUGAGAGCCUGUUCGCAGGCUACAUCACAAUGAAAGCAACAGCUGCAAGCCUGCACGCGCGGCCGACAGUGAAAUUCGCGUUGGAUGGUUGGCGUAAAUUUGAUAUUGAGACUCUCUCGUUAGGCAAUGCGUUCAUCAAUUGCCCCAUAUGCCUUGCAUACAACCGCGGCUCGAUACUGACAAUGAAGUUUGACAACAAAUCAAGUUAACGUUAUUUUGAGAAUCAACAAUCAACAUGCUACCCUCGUACUAGCUACUAAUUGAAGAUCGUUGUGCAUCAAUACAUUUUAGUUUUUAAUAACUUAUAAGUGCCUAAAUGAUUUGGUUCCAGUAUAUCUAAGUGAUUAUUUUGUUAACAGCAGAGGAUUAAAAAUAUCGAGAUAGUCUCAUUCUCAUUAGUAUUCUGUAAAUAAGGAAUACUAAUCAGAAUGGACUUUUAUCUUUUAGCCUAUAUAAAUAAUUAUUUAAUUAUGCUCUGGAUAUCCAUUGAGCACUCUGCCAAACGUUUUUGUAAACAACAAAACCUAAGUAUUUAUAUAUAAUAUGGGUUUCGCGACUGGGUUUGGAAUCCGCGACCUUCGAAUUACUAGAUCGAUGCUCUACCAACUGAGCUACAGGGAUAUACAUGAUAGUCAAUAUCAUAAUUUCCAAUCUAUGAUCCGUGCUGGCCGUGUAUAAUUUGUUCAAUAUAAUGUUGUACAAUUUGUUCAAUCUAUCACCGGAACCAGCUUCCAGCCUUAUCUCUCUUGACAUUUUUACAGGGGUUUUAAUACAAUCAUAUCAUUUCUUUAUUUAAAAGGAACAAAUGUCGUACACGAAGAAGGAUCAGCUGAGAUCGUGGAUUUAUCUUCUAUUCGUCGUGUUCACUUCGAUUCCUAUCUGUGGUGUAUUUUUUUCAUUUGGCCUAUUUCUCGACAUAUUUCUGAAUGAAUAUGGCGGAACUAAUUCUGAAGCAGGUAUACAUUUUACCGGGACUAUAGUGUAGGACGAAUAUUUCUUUGUGCAUUCGUGGGAGUGAAUAGCUAGCUAUCUGUUGGAUGAUAAGCUUAAAUUUAACCACACAAAACCAGAUUUUCCUGUACUCUACGACAGAUGGAAAAAUCGAUCUUAUUUUUAAACACGAUGAUGCCCUCGUUGAUUUCUUUUGAUGUCAAUAUUGACACGAUUUCAUUAACACUAUUCCUUUCUUUGUUUUUGUCACAAUGUUAUAAGUUUGGUCAAUUCACCCCCAAUUUUCUGCUUCAUGUCUUCCAUAUCUGAUAAUUCCGUUUGCUCAUCAAUAAUGAUUUCCUAAAAUUUGUUCUCGGCACAUUAACCUCCUCUUCUAGAGUCUAAUUGAAGUCUUUCUAGUUUCUACUUCUACAUGGGGUAACCACCCAUUCUUCCUUAAAGCUCUUUCUUGGUCGCAUCUUCUUUGUUCUGCGUGUUGAAUCAAAUGAAAUACACUUGUAUUUUCCAUUUCUCGCAAACUUCGUAUAGUCCAUAAUCUCUGAUUGGAACACCAUUCUCGUUAACUCUCUAUCACCACAUUGUUUACUUUCUUUGUCCACAAUGAGCUAGCAGUAGUAGCUUGAUCACGACCAGGGGCCGGUUGUAUAAAAAAGUGAUUAAAGUUAAUCAUAGUCAAGUGGAAAUGUCAUCCAAUAAGAAGCGCCUAUUUGAGAGUUAAUCACUAUUUAACUAUAAAAUACUGAUUAAAAAAGUGAUUAAGAGUUUUAUACAACCGGCCCAAGGUCCGCUCUGCUCACCAGCGGAAAACCUGCCGGACGAGAGAUGACUAUACCACCUUUAGUAUCAUCAUUCAUGUGGUUUCUCUGAAAUGCCAUUUUUCAUCAUAUCGCAUUUCAUCACAUAUUCUUCAUCACAAGAGGCUUAAGCUUAUCUAGCGGUAUUCUCAAUUAUCAACUACAGGGCUACUAUUAUGAUUGAAAUAUUUCCAGGACACUGAUAAGCGAAAACUUUCGAAACAUGCGUCAGUGCUUGGCCUUUUAUGAUGACUAAGCCGAACUACGUUCGUUAAGAGGUAUACCAUUAAACGCAUUUUGUUAUUAUUUCUUUGACAACAAAAUCCUUCUAUAUAAACAUCCCUUUGAUUAUAUACUUGGAUUAAUCCAUUUUAUAUGGUACUUGAACUUUCAUUUGUUCGUUUGUUUCAUAUAGGUUGGGUUGGUUCCAUCUUGCUAUUUAGCGCGGGAAUAAGUUCGCUCGGUGGAAUUUAUCUCUUUCGUUAUUUUGGAUUACGUCGUGUUAUGUUUACUUCUGCAAUUCUUGCAGUGCUUGCUUUCCUUGCAACUCCACACGUACCUAACUUGGAAUAUAUUUUCCUAACUUACUCCAUCCCGUUCGGGAUCGCUGCUGGAUUCCACGAGUGUGUCAGUGUUGUAAGUUUACGAGAGUAUUUUGGGAGGCAGCUUGGUCUUGCAACCGGAAUACGCUUCGCAGGGAGUGCAGUCGGACCAAUGAUAUUUAGCUAUUUAAUUCCUGUCAUCUUUGACUUAGCGGGAUGGCAUACAAUGAUGACUUACUUUUCCAGCUUGGGAUUAAUGUUUAUACUUUAUGCAUUGACCUAUAAACCGCUCACGACACUUGAGGAUACAGACUCUUCUGAUAGCAUGUUGCCUACAAGAAAAGAAGAUAAAGUUAAAAUUGACUUGUUGAAAGCAAUAAAGUUAUUACUAAGAGAUAAAAGGAUAUUGAUGGUGCUUACCGGAAAUGCUCUAUUUUCUGUCGUGGAAUAUGUCCCAAACAUGUUCAUGGUAAGUGCUUGUGUCAAAAAAGGUAAACUGUGCAUACAGAUGUAAUUAUUAUUAAGUAUUUAAUAUUCACUGUUAUGAAAGAGUUUCGGAUUUAUUUGAGGGAAAUCAUAGUUAAUAGAAUAUUCAUGGACAUACAACUAAUAUUAAUAGAAUAUAACUACUGCAUGUAUUUUCUCGUUUGAGCGCCGCGUUUCAGAGCUUCCGGAGUCCAACUGCUGCACCGUAACCAUUGUUGGAUAUGCCUGCUAGACAUCAGAAGACUUAAAUUCGUCGCAUUGUGAGGGAUUCUAUUAAGCGGAAUUCGAUUAAAAUGUUCUAAGAUUGAAAAUAAUUAGUGCAUGCGGCGCUCAUACAUUCGGGAGCGGCGCUCUUCGCAAAAAUUUGAUCUCAAUCGAGUAAAUACGGUAUAUAUCUGAAAUAUAUAUAAGCACUUACUUCUGCUUACAUUAAGUGCAGUAAUUGUAUAUAUCUCUCUCAAUCCGGAGCUGCCUUGUUAUCGUCGCUACCUACACUAGGACCGACCGUUCCCUAAUACCCAUUUUACCCCUUGAGGACCCUCUAUAAAUACAUAGGCUUUUAAAUAAAAUUAUAUAAUAAUUAUACAGGAAUACCUAAUAAAUUUCAAGUGUGGCACAACUUUUAUUUCAUCCAUGUACUGCGCAGAAACCUAUACUGUUAUACAAUUACAGUUAUUCUGCGAAUUUACUCGAGUCGUAGCUAUAUGAGCUGAUAUAUAGCCGACGAGGUGCAAGCAUCGAGUUGGCUAUCAGCUAGCCAUAUAGGGCGAGAGUGAGUAGCAUAACUGUUUUAUUAGUAAAGGAAAUUCACGGUUUGAGAAGUACUGUAUUAUUUAAUGAAAAAUCGCACGCGUGUGCUACGCGUAAAUAUUUCGCCAAACACGAGUAUGAUUUUUCAUUAAUAGGCUACCACGAGAACAAGUGUUAUUUCCAAUUAAUAUCAUUUUAUAGUCAAUUUUACACGAGCAAUCAUAUUAAUUUAGUCGAGCGAGCACAGCCAUACGUGCCUUCGUCAAUUUUGAGACUAAUUUCUGACAUUAAAUUUCAAUUCAUACUUGUCAAAAACUGUGAACAAACGUCAUUUUGCACGCUGGGAAAGAGCUCAUUGCAAAAUACAAGCUCAUGCAGAAAAUAUAGAUUUUUAAGUUGUUGUAAUAUUUAUAUUUUGACAUCAUGUGUUUAAUCCACGCGGGCUCGUAUCUGCGUGCCGAUUAAUCUUUAAUUGGCGCACCUUAGACUUGGUUCAAGUCCGUCUCUCACGGGGUUGAAAAUAGCGAUGCACGCGAGCGGUCAAAAAAGGCGUGAAAAUAUGAGAGAAAAGUAGGGAGAGAUGUACUUGUAUACCCUACAAGCGCGCCAAAUUUUACCGUCGGAUUUUUCCUACGGAGGCGUGGCUUGCGAGUUGAGAACAGUGAUCUCUAAUAAUAACUAGAAGGCUAAGUCAGAGUUGAAGCCGUGCUUGAAGCUUUUUUUGUAGGUAGACCCAGUUAUUUUUUAUUUUUUUUUUCAAAAUAUGCACAUUUUUGAUCAGAAAAAUCUUGCCCCAAAAUAUUAGUUAUACUACCAAUUUUAAUUUAUUAUUAUUAUUAUUAUUAUUAAAUUGAAACCACAUUCCAGCCAGAAGCUGAAUUGCGUGGAUUACAUAUUAUCACAUGCACUACAUAUAAAUAUAUUAUUAAUACAAUAUUAUAAAACCCACCCUCGAUCAAAAUUCGAUUAAAAUAAGCAUAAAAUCUAUCCUACAAACUUCCUACACAUAGCAGGAAUGAAAGAGUUAUAAAAACGGUUCGUGCGUGUAACGUACAUAUUAAAAUACCGAUUCGUCCUGAAAGAAUAAUCAGUCUCGUUCUUCGGGGGCAGCAGAUGAUGAAGUUUAUGCAUUGGAUCCUUGAUGAUACUCGUAAAGAGUUUGUCACACAUGUCCUCUCUUCUUUGAAAUAGAGUAGGCAGUCUAUAAUACUCAAGGGCCUCACAAUAUGUCAUUUCAGGAGAUAAAAUUUUUAGCACACGUUUCUGGACAGUCUCAAGUUCGUCUGCCAAAUACUUUGGGAUGGAAUGAUGGAAGGCUUGCGCACAAUACUCGAGCACAGGCCUGAUCACUGUACAAUAAAAGUUCAAAACAUCAUUGACAUUUACGCCUGCCCGUUUCAAUAAUACUAUAAAAUAGAGGCGUUUAUUAGCUUUCUUUAUACUCUCUCUGAUGUUAUCUUUCCACUGAAGUGUGCCUGUCAUAACAAGACCCAAUAUUUUUGCACUCUCAACUAUAGGCAAUGCUUCUCCACCCACCAGUACAGGAUCAAAAGGUUGUUUAAUUUUUUUAAAAUCGAUUCUCAGUUCUUUACAUUUCUCAGCGUUAAGAGAUAGCCCAUUUGCCUUCGACCAAUCUUCCACAACAUCAACUGCGACUUGAACACGGCUCUCUGUGUCCUUACUAACUACUUCAGCAACUGUUGUGUCAUCAACAAACUUCCACCUCGAUAUAUCACAAAUAUCAAGAUCGUUUAUCAUUAAACAAAAUAGCCAGGGCCCUAAUUUUGUACCUUGAGGGAUACCGGAAAGUACAUCACCACACUCCGAAUAGCAGUCAUUGGAUAAUUUCACUCUCUGCUUUCGAUUCAUCAAAAAAUCGAUUGUCCAGCGAGCAACCGCACGUGGAAUAGCUAAAUUGGAAAUUUUAUCAGCCAGUAAAGCAUGAUCGAUAAGGUCGAAUGCUUUUCUAUAAUCGAACAGGAUGACUCUGACAGCAGAGCCAGUGCCAUCAGUAGCUUGCGACCAUUCAUGGAUCAUAGAUAUAACAGCGAGAGUAGUUGAACUUCUUGGUAUUACUCCAUAUUGACUUGGAUCGAUUAUACUCAUGAUAGCUGGAGCAAUGUAUUUUUUAACAACACAGUCCUCAGCGAUUUUCGAAAUAGCGGCAGUAAGUGAAAUUGGUCGUAAUUUAUAUCAGUAGUAUGAUAAAUGAAUUUAAAGGUGCCCUACAGUCCGUAUGUAAACAAAGCCUUUGUUUACAUUUUUGUGUCGAAAAUAAUGAGCUUUAUUCGACAACUAUUUAUAUUUUCAAGUUUCUAGAGUAUAAUAAAUGAUCAAGAAACAACAAUCAGGCUUUGCAAGAACCCAAAACAUAGUUAAACUGUUUGUAUCAUAAAAAGUGGGCUCCUUUGUGCACAUGCGCAGAUCGGACUGUUGGGCACCUUUAAUAUUCGCAAAGCAAACAAAUCACGAAUUAGCAAAAAAAAAUGCGAAAAACACGACCAUAAGCAUGAACGGUCUGAAAAACCGCGCGUUUUAGGCUGCUUUUUCUGAGUUUUUGAAGUUUAAGAUAAAACUAAGACGUCAUACCUCAGGAAUUUUUUAUACCCAUGCAAAAUACAUCUGUAUGCGAAGUUUCAAGAAGAUUUAACGUUUUAAGGUCGAAAAAAAAGCAUUUGAAAAUUGACAAAAAUAUUGCCAUAUUCAACGUGCUCAUAGUGGCCAACAAGAUGCGGAUGACGAAAAUAACAUCACUUGAAAAACGCCAAUUUAUUUAUGUUUAAGAGCGACUAAAACAAGGACUAAAAGCUCAGGAUCAAUAACAAUACCUGGGGUUUAGUACAACAUAAGUUUUGGGACUGUCAAAAUGUUUUAUAGUAUAUAUUUUUGGUUUGAACGGCGAGAUUUCCUUCGGCACGUCCAAACGUUCGUCAUAUUUUCAAAAUACAAAAGCAAAAUUCCUUACUUUUUGCUGCAGAGAGAUGUAAAACAGUCGGAACUAAUCGGAAACUUGGUAUAAAUCCCAAUCGUUGUAUUCCCAUGGGAAAAGUGUUUUCCCUGCAAAUUUUUGCUCGAAAACAAACUUUUGACACAAUUUUUUUCACUCCUCGAAACUCUCCUUAGUCCUUUUGAAAGCUGAUUUUCCCGCGCGCCGGCUUCAACGAAUCAUAGACUUUCAUCAUAGGAGUUAGCCUUCCAGUUAUUGUUAGAGUUCACUGGUUGAGAACAACAACAAAUUUUCGCGCCAAUUUUUGCAAGUAACAUUGAAAUGCUGGAAAUGUUCCAAGUCCCUCUGUCCCUUCUUUUCUCCUCAGACGGACUUGAACCAAGUCUAGGCGCACCUGUGCGAUUAAUGUUUAAUCGGGACGGUUUUUAACCAAUCAGAAUCAAGUAAAUUGACUAAAAUUAUGAUAUUAACUUAAAAGCGAAUAACGUUCUCUCGUUCAGAAAACUCCAGUCAUCUACUGGCAGGAUGUGAGUUAAAUCCUGCUAGGACAGAGCCACUCAAAUUUCUUCUCUUUCUCUUGACAGAUUCAAUAUGCAAGGUCUUUAGGAUAUCCAAUAUCGAGAUCGAAAUGGAUGUUAGUCACAUUCAGUUUAUUAUCGAUAGUAUCUAGGUCGGUUUCGGGGUACGUUUCAGAUUAUGUUAUGAAAUUCAACAAAAUGGGAACUUUGCUAUCCUUUGUCAUCAUCCUUUUUGGAGUAUUUAGUGCAUUUUGUUCAUUCACUCAAUCUCUGAUAUUAAUGACAGUCUACAUGGGUGGAAUUGGCGUACUGGAUGGCGUGUACUGGGUUAUGCUAUCACUGGUUGCCAUGGAAAUUAGUCACCAAUAUUCAGAUAUAACAUUUGCUUUGAUGCUUUCUGCCACAGCAUUUGGUUAUCUAGUAGGGCCACCGGCUAUAGGUAAGAUAUUUAAGAUUAUAGAUUCACUGGCAAUUUGCAAAGUAAUUUGUAAAACAUUUAAACAUUGUUAGCAUAUACAUAUCAUGUAAACAUGGUUUGAAAGGUUGACAAAAGUCAUUGUUAAUAGCUAGAGUGAACACCAAACGCGAUUGGCCGGAUUUGUGGUCACGUGACUUCUGAUAAAUGCAACGUUUCACGCCGGGCAACAAGUGAAAAAUUGCUGCCCGCCCCGAGCGGCUACGCACAUAAAUAAACAAAAUGGCGGCACAAGUAGAAACUACGAUUUUCCAAGUUUCUGUUUAAAUAAAGAAUGUAAAAGACAAGAAAAAUACACAACAGACAACAGGAUAUGCUGCUGAAACCGUUUAAGUAGGUUCUUUUCAUUUUAAACUCGUUGACACUAUAGAGAUUUUGUCACAAAAUACAAUUUUUGUAUGAAUGUUGUUGAAUGAUGAUUUUGUUCGUCGCUUUAUAACCAAACACUUAAUGUCUGUUCCCUCGGGAAAUAGUUAAUUUUGUUUUCCCUAGUUGAAUCUCAAUGUUUCCCUAGACUUCGUCUCGGGAAACAUUGAGACUCACGGGAAAACAAAACAAACUUUUUCCCUAGGAAGCAGACAUUAAGUGUAUAUUAUUCGGUGUGUGUAUUUGCUAAUGUAUAUAUUGCAUGAAAUAUGUGAACCACGACCACGCAGUGCGCUCAAUGGCUAUUUCCAAAACAAUUUUUAGAAUUGCGCACAUUAGACUGGGAUAAUCUGGAGCAAGACUCCCGCAGCAAGUCAAAGUUUUAA
Paramuricea clavata is the source of this 14921-nucleotide messenger RNA. Lineage: Eukaryota; Metazoa; Cnidaria; Anthozoa; Malacalcyonacea; Plexauridae. The record is from the annotation of a GenBank genome assembly.